This is a messenger RNA of Megalobrama amblycephala (Wuchang bream), 5756 nucleotides long. RefSeq names its product T-box transcription factor 15 (gene tbx15). Gene Ontology annotation, cellular component: nucleus. Gene Ontology annotation, biological process: positive regulation of DNA-templated transcription; regulation of transcription by RNA polymerase II; cell fate specification. The transcript has 8 exons. NCBI's taxonomy places the organism in Eukaryota, Metazoa, Chordata, Actinopteri, Cypriniformes, Xenocyprididae. Bases 2949 to 4796 code for a protein of 615 amino acids. The record is from RefSeq and is a predicted model, not a curated record. Gene Ontology annotation, molecular function: RNA polymerase II cis-regulatory region sequence-specific DNA binding; DNA-binding transcription factor activity, RNA polymerase II-specific.
GGACAGCUUUUUAGUAGGUUUUGUUGUUGUUGUUUUUAACGAACAAGAUUUAACUUGAUUUCUAUUAGAUUACGCGUUCAGGUCAACAGGUCACAUAAGGCCUAUGUGUGUCCAUAACGGAUUGUAUUCUAUUUAAAAAUGUUGUCAAUUAACGCAACAAGAAUUAAACCUCAUUUAUUUCAUGUCGAAUUGUAAACCAUUGAUGCACAUUACACGGAAAUUCCAAAACGUGCGUUUGCUUAUUCCUUUAAUACCUAUGAUAUAGGCCUAAUGUCAUGUUCAAUGGUUGCAUGUUGCAUGGUAAAUACUUUUUUUAAAAUUCAGAUUCAAAUGAUAUAACAUAUUUAAAGCAUUUUCUCUCUAACUUAACUGUGCUUCAUGUAUUUAUUUAACUAAAGAGUUCAUGAAUAGGCUAGAAUAAAACAGAACAUCUUUGUUGCUACACGACCAAUGGGAAUAGGCCUUGGUUCAGCUGUGAUACAACGCGGAUUAUAAUAUGGACAACAAUAGAUUGUUUCAUUUAAUUACGUGGCACAAUAAUUUCAGUUCAUCUAAAUACAUUGGUCUUGAUCUUGCCCACGCGCAUGCAUACAGAUUAAUUUCUCAUCUGUUCGAGGCUGAUGUUAUAAACAGACACGGAUGUUUUUGUAUUUGAGUCAGUUUCUACGAUCUUCCGACUGUUUCAGUCAACACAAAUGGCAACAUUUCUACGUCUUUGAACAACAAUAUCUACAGUUCCAGGUAGAAUCCAUCUUGAUUUAAUUACAGAGGAAAAUAUACUUUAUAUAGCUAGGCUAUUACAAAAUCUUUUUAGACACUGGAGUGAAGACUUCUUAGUAUAAAGCAGGUCGCCUAAGGCGCUAAUCAACAACAAGCUUUUAUGUUUUUAAUAAAUCGUUAUCAAUUAGAAAUAUAAUUUUAAAGAAAUAAUUAACCAAUCAGUUUUUGACCCCAAAGUAUUCUUUCACCUUACGUGCUGUUUUCAUCUUGGUCACACUGAAAAAAUUUUUAUAAUUUUUUUUUUUUUUUUAUUACGAUCUGUUUUGAUAUAGAUUUAUGCUACCCUUAUAUAUUUUCACAUCAAAUUAUAUAUAUAUAUAUAUAUAUUAGGCUUUCUAACUGGCACAUCAUUGAAAAAUUAACGUGAUGUUAUGAGUUUAACCUACUUUGCUUAUUCUGCUUUUCACAACCAAAGACAAGGUUUGCAAUAAAUAAAUAUACAAAUAAAUGAAUCAUAUAGGUAAAACAAAGAGAGUAUCGUGUGUGUGAUAUCAACUAAAUAUUAAAAGUAAGACGUCUACAAUAUUUAAUGAAAACAUCACUUUCAACUUGGACCAUUGUGUAGUUAAUUGGUUUUAAUGUCAAAAUCUUGAAUGAUUUGCAUUCUGUUUGGUUCAAUACUUCAAAAAGUCUUUAAAUUCUUCAAUAAAUAGGAUAAUGAAUAUUGCUAAAGUCUGCCAUUGUCAGCUGUUCUAAAUGACGGUCGAUGUCUUUUUUUUUUCACCCUUCGCUUGCAUAAUUCCCAGAGAGGCAAAGUAAAAAUGAAAGACGACAGAUGUGUACAUUUAAAAGGAGUCUUAAUCUUUAUUUUUAUUACCUCCUUCUUACAUGAGACUGAAUGAAGUCCAGCAGAAACAGGUGGUUCUGUUCCUGAUGGAUUGGGUUACUCUGCAAUUUCAUGCUUAGUUCGCCUCUGUCCCAAGAAAAAAAUUAGGUCAUUCACAAGUAAGUCAAGUCUAUAAAAGAAGACACAGUGAAUUUGUUUAUGUGAUAGUGGUGUGCUGCGGUAUCAACGGGCAGCAGAAAAUAUGAAUCUGCUAUUAGUAGUAUGCUAUAAUAGCUACUAAUGAUGUUUUUGUAUUUGCUUCCUUGCGUCAACUCAAAGUACCGUUUCCAUUCCAUUUUUACGCGUUCACUAUAGUCUUAAUAACAGAACACCUACAAGCUAUAGUUGACUGCUUUGGUAGGCAGUGUUAUCAUGUCCAUGGUAAAGGUGAAGCUUUGUUAUCUGUCUUAUUUUGAAACUAUAGUUUAUCGUUUGUGUGAAGCUGACGCUGGUAGCUAGUCUACAGUUUGUUGUGUUGUGUUGUGUUGUACGUAAUUCUGGCAGAGGGUAUUAGUCUUGUGGAAUGGCUCAUUGACAGACAGCAGCUCAGGAACGACAGCACAUUGACGGGUUUGGAUGGAGCUGAGGACAUGCCUGAGAGAUCGCAUGAAAGAGACGAUGGGGUUCAUUACUGUAAUUACGCUGAUUGAAUCUCUCAUGAGGUUGAUGAAAAGUCGCACUCCCUCUGACUCGGGCUCUCUAACCUCUUUCCCGUGGCCUCAGAGGGUUCUGUGCACGGGGUGAUGGCGGUUUUACCCGGGCUGCUGGCCAGUCUCUCUGCAGCUUACGGUUGCACAGCCUCAUUUGCAUGAAAUGUACAGCCAAAGCAAUUCAAAUAAUUUCAAUAAGCCUUAGGUUGCGUAAGCAGUUCAGUAAUAAAAUCUGUAAAUAAUUAGCCUUAAAAUAUAAUACAUGGAUUUCUUGUGAAUUUUCUGUUUAACUCAUGCACUCAUUCAUUUUGCUUUGCAUCAGAGUUAAGGCCUGAAUUUCUCUGCUUUUCGUUUGUCUUUAAACUAUCACUAACGUGCGCGCACAUUUGGUAAUUCAAAUGUUUUUUUUUUUUUUAAGUGCAUGCUUUUUGAUGUGGUAGUUCUAAUGCCAACCAUUUUAAAAGUUUAACUUAGACUGCUAAUUUAGAUUCUGCGCAAGAUUUGCAGCUUUUCCUCCAAAACAUUAGGCUAAAACAGCAAAGAACGUGGGCAUAAAUAAUAAUAAUAAUAAUAGCUUUUAUUUUAUCGGCAAUUUCGUUCAUAAAUCUAAUUUUGAAUAAUCUUCUAUUCGUUCUGUGAUUAUUAUUAUUAUUAUUAUUUAGAAUAGGCCUAUAGAUCUGUCACUGGGGAACAUGUCUUUAGUCGGUUUAACCCCACGCGUGUCCAAAAACAUCAUACGAUGUAUUUUAAGAAAACAAAAAGAAAUAUUCUGGAGCCAAUGUGCUGAAUCAGAUUUUCCACUUUAUUUUAUUUUUGCUAUAUAUUUUUUUUCAAAGGCCUCAACCCAUGAUGGUCUGAGUGAAUCCAAGUCGUUAUCGUUUACUGCUGCAGAUUCGGAGGCCAGCCCGGGCUCUGACGGCGAGGGUCUGGCGGAGAGGACGUCCUGCUCGUUCGGUUCCCCGGCGGACCUGACCCCUGCCGCCUGCGACCCUUCACCCUCCGCGUCAAUGGAGGAGAUCCAGGUGGAGCUGCAGUGCGCUGACCUGUGGAAGCGCUUCCACGACAUUGGUACAGAAAUGAUCAUCACAAAAGCAGGAAGGAGAAUGUUCCCUGCCAUGAGAGUUAAAAUCGUCGGACUGGAUCCACAUCAGCAGUAUUACAUUGCCAUGGACAUUGUACCAGUGGACAACAAGAGAUACAGGUACGUGUAUCACAGCUCAAAGUGGAUGGUGGCGGGAAAUGCAGAUUCCCCAGUGCCGCCCAGAGUCUAUAUCCACCCGGAUUCACUGGCUUCAGGAGACACCUGGAUGAGACAAGUGGUCAGCUUUGACAAACUCAAACUCACCAACAAUGAACUGGAUGAUCAAGGCCAUAUCAUCCUGCACUCGAUGCACAAGUAUCAGCCCCGUGUCCACGUGAUCCGGAAAGACUUCAGCAGUGAGCUUUCUCCAACUAAACCUGUUCCUACAGGGGAAGGAGUAAAGACGUUCAGCUUCCCAGAGACCGUGUUCACUACGGUCACAGCCUACCAGAACCAACAGAUUACCCGUCUAAAGAUCGACCGCAACCCAUUUGCCAAAGGAUUCCGGGACUCAGGGAGAAACAGGACUGGGUUGGAGGCAAUAAUGGAGACGUAUGCUUUCUGGAGACCUCCGGUGAGAACGCUGACAUUUGAGGACUUCACAAACAUGCAGAAACAGCAAGGAGGGAGCACUGGCACCUCUCCCACUACCUCCAGCACUGGCACUCCAUCUCCCUCCGGUGCGACACACCUUCUCUCCCCUUCCUGUUCCCCUCCUACUUUCCAUCUGGCACCCAACACCUUCAAUGUGGGCUGCAGGGAGAGCCAGCUAUGUAACCUGGGCUUGUCUGAGUACCCCGCAUGUGCUAGAAGCAACAUGGCUGCCCUGCAGGGCUACGGAGGACUGGCCGACGGCUCCUACGGCCGCCUCCAGACCACAGGAGGCACUGUAACCUCCGCCCAGGCCUCCGAUUCCUUCUUGCCUCAGAGGACUUCCUCUCUCAUCGCUGCAGGAAUGCAGGGAGGGGCUCAUGCCUCAUUGGCUGCUGGUAACGGCAGCGGUGGCAGCGGUGGGGGUAAGAUGGAUGCGUAUGGAAGUCAGCUGGCCUCUUUUCCCGCAUCCCAGCUGCAGUACGUCAUGCAGGCAGGGGCGAGCUCCGCCUCUGGGUCAUCAGCUUCAUCCGGCUCAUCCCCUUCCUCCGCCCAUAUGUUCUCUGGGAGCCAUCAUCAUGUGCAGCAGAGCACAUACAACGCUUUUUCCCUUCACAAUCCCUACAACCUGUACGGAUACAACUUCCCGGCAUCACCGCGCCUGGCUGCCAGCCCAGAGAAGCCUCAGGGUGGCUUAUUGUGCUCUUCCUCCUCUGCUGGAGCAUUUGCAGAACGCCAGUACCUGUCCAAUAGUGGCAUGGACAGUAUGCACAUGAUCGGCAACCCCGCCGGCAGCCAACAGGGGGCCAGCAGCUGUGAUGGCCGCCAGUAUGGCCCCUCUUCACAGAUGUCCAUGCACAUGGUUUAAAGCGCUUGAAAAAGUAAAAUAAACCAAAAACAGAUAAAAACACGAACAGCUGCUGCAGUUUUUUGCUCAGCAUUACAGGGUUUUCAGAGUUUCAUUAUUCAAAAGGUCUGAUACAUUGGUGUGAGCAUUUCGCCAUCAUGACAUUGGUGACACCAGCCGUUCAAUGUGGACUUAUUGUCAUCUCAUUGCCUUAUCACUCAUCAGACUAAAAUGGAGUUAAAGUGUUACUUGUUUUCAUCUCUUACUUAAUAUGGCGUCAAAGCAAAUGGAUAUACAAGCUAAAAAUGACUUGACUGUUGUUGUUUCUGACCUGCCGUCCUCAACAAUGUGCAAAAACUGAACUAAAUCAAAUGAGGUCCGAUUUUUAGAAGAUGGAUUCUGGUGAGGAUUCAUAUUUGGUGCAAUAAUAACCGCAAUAAUGGCCCACAUGAACAGAGACAUCAGCCAGAACAAAACAUAUCCUCAAAACUGUGACGAAUAAAUGUUGUCAGUAUGUUGUUUUUGUUGUCGAUAAUAUACAAUGCUUGUCAUAGUGGUUGCGAUACAAUGUUGGAAACUGACUCUCUCAGGAUGGCAAAGUUAAAUCCUCCUGUAAUAACAGGGUGUCUGUGUGAUUCUGACAAUCUGUUACUGAAAUGCUGAACCUUUGCCUAUUGGUUUGGAAAUGGCUUAACCAUAUCCUGAGUGGAACAUAAACAUAUAAACAAUAGUGAAUGCACGUAAAGCACAUAGGUUUUAAAUUGUUGUGUGGGUAAAAACCAUAGGAAGACAAGGUAAUUAAGGUAUAUGCUUUGGAGUGUUUGUAAAUGAAUAUAUUUAAAUGCUAAGCAAUUAUAUGGCCAGUGUAUGUUGAAUUAAAACCAGUGUGGGAGGAAUGAACAAAUGUUGUUUUAGGCUUUUAAGACUGUAAAUACAAGUGCCAAGCACAUAAAGCUCAUUAAAUAAACAUAUUAUAAGUCA